AUGCCUCCAAGCCUCCAAGCCUCAGAAGUCCCAUCCAAGCCUGGCCUCCAUGACCUCCAAAGGCCUCCAUGUCCACUGCCUCCAAUCUCCUCCAUGUUCCAGCCUCCGGCCUCCAUGCCUCCAAGCCUCCAGCCUCCUGUCCCUAUGCCUCCAAACCUCCAUGUCCCCAUGCCUCCAAGCCUCCAUGCCUCCAAGCCUCCACCUGCCUCCAAGCUCCAAGCCUCCAUGCCACCUAAGGUCCUCCAAGCCUCCAUGCCCAAUGUCUCCAUGCCUUCAAGCCUCCCAAGUGUCCCAUGCCUCCUCCAAGCCUCCAUGUCCCCAUGCCUCCUUGCCUCCAAAGUCUCAAGCCUCCAAGCCUGGGUCCAAGCCUCCCAAGUCCCUCCAAGCCUCCAGGUCCCAUGCCUCCAAGCCUCCAUCCAUGCCUCCAUGCCUCCAUGUCCUUUGUCUCCAGUGCCUCCAUUCCUCCCAUGCUCUCCAUGCCUCCAAGCCUCCGGCCUCCAUGCCUCCAUGCCUCCAAGUCUCCGGUUCCCAUGCCUCCAAUCCUCCAAGCCUCCAAGUCCCCAUGCCUCCCAAGCCUCCAUGCCUCCAUUCUCCAAGCCUCUGUCAUGUCUCCAUGCCUCCAUGCCUCCAAAGUCUCCAUGCCUCCUAAGCCUCCAAGCCUCAAGUCUCCAAGCCUCCAAGUGUCCAUGCCUGCAAGCCUCCAAGUCCUAA
Messenger RNA from Haliotis rubra (blacklip abalone), 711 nucleotides. Its product is annotated as proline-rich protein 36-like. The transcript has a single exon. NCBI's taxonomy places the organism in Eukaryota, Metazoa, Mollusca, Gastropoda, Lepetellida, Haliotidae. Bases 1 to 711 code for a protein of 236 amino acids. The record is from RefSeq and is a predicted model, not a curated record.